AUGUCCAUCCGCCGCGAAAUCGACAAAGAUGGAGAUCUCAUUCUUGUGCUCAGCCGGCUGGGCGUAGACGAUGCCGAUGUUGCCGAAGAUGGCGAAGAUGGUGUAGACGCCGAUGCGAAGCUCCUGGAAUACGAGCAAUUACAAAACAAGGAAGUAAGGGUAUCUUCGAAGGUUCUGAUGCUGAACUCGCCAGUCUUCAAGGUAAUGCUGGGAGGCAAAUUCAAAGAGGGCACAGAAUUGGCCAAGAGCACCGGACUCUCACUUCCUUACAGCCUUGAUCUCCCGGAUGACGAUGCCGAGGCAAUGUCUAUUCUGAGCCAGAUUCUUCACAACGCCUAUGUUACCGAGAGACCAAAACCAGUCGGUCUGGCGCGGCUUGCUUUCGUGAGCGACAAGUACGAAUGCACUGGGGCACUCAAGUACUGCGGAAUGGUAUGGAUCAGGGAUUGGCUCUCAGACUACGAUGAAAAUGUGCCGCCAAUGGCAGACCUUUGCCACCUCCUGGUCUUUUCAUAUGUCAUAGACCUCCCCCUCGAAUUCUCAGAGUUAUCGUGGAGAAUCUUCCUCCACCACGAAGGACCAAUUUCGAGAGGCUCGGAGCAAGUCAAGGUAUUAGCAGAUCAUCCUCUGCUGAAGAAUGACAUCAUCCGUAAGUAA
Molecule: messenger RNA, 657 nt
Organism: Colletotrichum scovillei
Lineage: Eukaryota; Fungi; Ascomycota; Sordariomycetes; Glomerellales; Glomerellaceae
Exons: 1
Coding region: 1-657 (218 amino acids)
Source: RefSeq, a predicted model, not a curated record